AUGGACAGCUAUUGGCGACGCCGAUACGGGAUCUGGGUGUGGAGUCCGUGGGUCGGCAGGGAUGACGUACGGCCAACACGCGAGCAGCUCGUGCUGUCAGGGCGUGGCGAGGGUUCGACGUGGAUGUCGGAUCCGGUGGGUGAUGUGGGAUCAGUGGUCAUUGAUUUAGAGUUGAACGAGCUACGAAUCUCGCACACGUCGUACGUGAUCAAGCUCACACCGAUUGACGACCAUCAGAAGAACUUGACCACGUUGGCCCUGGCGAGCCCACUACAGAUCCUUCCUCGGCAGCGACGGAUGGUCAAGAGUUCGUUUUUCACGCCGAUACCUCGCGGUACCCACGUGUUGUCGGAAUCUCUCCCGGGUCUCCAAAUCCACAUGGCGCGAUCGCUCGUGAUCUGGGUACAAGUGCAAAAUCCUAGCGAGGACACGAUCAGGUUAGGCUGUGGCACCCUAGUCGGCUCGGCAGUGACUCUCCCACAUGGGUAUGCAAAUGCGGGCGCCUCGGAGUUCGAAUUCUGUUGGGGGAGGACGGACAGUGUGGACACAGCAAGCACACUCAAGUGUGAUAUGCCCGGUCCUGUGAAAAUGCCGGCGCCGACAAAGGGCCUCAAGGAGAUACCGAUCAACUGGGAAGGGCCUGACCUGAGUUUGGAGCAGCGAGAAGUACUGUGCAAAGUGCUGCUGUGUGACGCGUCCAAAGCCCCUGGACGUACGGAUCUGGUCAAUGUUAUGUGA
Messenger RNA from Aphanomyces astaci, 738 nucleotides. RefSeq lists its product as hypothetical. Lineage: Eukaryota; Oomycota; Saprolegniomycetes; Saprolegniales; Verrucalvaceae. Bases 1 to 738 code for a protein of 245 amino acids. The transcript has 3 exons. The record is from RefSeq and is a predicted model, not a curated record.